AUGGCGGAUUCAAGUACAGCGUUCAUGGGCGCGUCACAACCACCUAUCCAGAUCACGUUUCCUCUUCCAAAAGCUCCAGAGACCAAUAUUCAUCUGCACUUGACAAUCAACAAAAUUUCAUUGUUGUUGUUCCUCACAACGGCAUUAAAUGGUGAUACUUCUACAGCACCACCUCUAGGCUCGUUCGUCUAUGCGCUUCCAAAUAGAAUGAAUGCUAGUCAGCCACUUUCUACACCGUUGUGUGUCUAUGAAUCCUCAGUCGAGUUCACCACCCGACUUGCAAAAUUGUUGGCGCGCAAAACAGGAAAGCCUGUCUACGUUGGCAAUUCUAUUAGUUUCGCAAGUGCAGGAAUGGGCGGAACUGUGGAGGAGGAGAUGGAAGGUUUCAAGAAGGUGGUGGAAAUUGUCAUGGAACAAGUGCGAAAGACUGAAAUCAAAUGA
This is a messenger RNA of Sclerotinia sclerotiorum 1980 UF-70, 441 nucleotides long. RefSeq lists its product as hypothetical. The record is from RefSeq and is a predicted model, not a curated record. The coding region runs from base 1 to 441 and encodes 146 amino acids. Gene Ontology annotation, biological process: proteasome assembly. The transcript is spliced from 2 exons. NCBI's taxonomy places the organism in Eukaryota, Fungi, Ascomycota, Leotiomycetes, Helotiales, Sclerotiniaceae.